Medioppia subpectinata is the source of this 1190-nucleotide messenger RNA. The record is from the annotation of a GenBank genome assembly. Lineage: Eukaryota; Metazoa; Arthropoda; Arachnida; Sarcoptiformes; Oppiidae.
AUGCAAGAGGUGUUUGUAGUGGCGGUGGCGCGGACUCCGAUUGGCUCAUUCCGGGGCUCACUAUCCGGGCUGUCGGCCUCCGAGUUGGGCUCCGUUGCCAUCAAAGCGGCGCUCGAGAGGGCCCACAUCACCGGCGACGACGUGGACGAAGUGUACUACGGGUGCGCAUUGCAGGCCGGACUGGGACAGGCGCCGGCCAGACAGGCGGCGCUGGGGGCCGGAGUGGCCAACACCACGCCCUGCACCACCGUCAACAAGAUGUGCUCGUCGUCCACCAAAGCCGUUAUCAUCGGCGCCCAAACCAUACAGACCGGCGCCAACGACGUGGUGCUGGUCGGCGGCACAGAGUCCAUGUCCAACGCGCCCUACUAUCUGGCCAGAGGUGACACCCCGUACGGCGCGCUCGCGCUGCGCGACAGUAUAGAGUCGGACGGACUGUUGGAUGUGUACACUCGGCUGUCGAUGGGUCUGUGCGCCGAGAAUUUGGCCAAAAAGUUCGCGAUUACCCGCGCGGACAGCGACCGACACGCCAUCGAGAGCUACCGGCGCUCGUGUCGGUCGUCGGAGUCCGGUCUCUACGACCGGGAGAUAGUGUCGGUGACUGUCGCCGGCCUACGCGGCCAACCGGACCGCACGGUCACCGUUGACGAGGAGUUGUCGCGCGUAAACUACGAUAAGAUACAGACACUUAAGCCGUCGUUUACCACAGACGGUGUGAUCACAGCCGCCACUACUGGCGCUUUCAGCGACGGCGCCGCCGCUCUGGUACUCAUGUCGGCGGCGGCCGUCAAAAAGUUUGCGGCCAAACCGUUGGCCAAAGUGGUGGCCACCGCCGACGCCGGUGUCGACCCGAUUGACUUUGGUCUCGCGCCCUCUUUCGCCGUUCCCAAACUGUUGAAUAGGGCGGGCAUAACGGCCGCACAGGUAGCCCAUUACGAACUGAACGAGCCGUUCGCCAGCGUAGGUGUGGCUAAUCUCAGACAACUGGGUCUUGAAGACCAGUUGAACAAAGUGAACCCCAAUGGGGGUUCGGUGGCGUUGGGUCACCCAUUAGGAUUUUCCGGGGCCCGUAUUGUCGGUCAUUUGGCCCUUAACUUAAAGCCCGGCGAGUAUGGGGUGGCGUCCACUUGCAAUGGGGGCGGAGGCGCCUCCGCUUUGUUACUGCAAAAAGUUUAAGUUUUUACACGCCU